UCUUCCUCCUCCCUGCCACUGCCAGCUUCGGUUCCAACGGGCGGCUACUGCUGCUCAUGCAAACCCACCGGCUUCUGUCGGCUACUUCAACUUCUCGCGGACACCACCUGGGCUACCUCUAAACUAUAAUUAUAAAUGCGCACACUCCACUGCUUUCUCCUUCUCGGUCCUCUGUCUGAAACCUUAAGUCUAGAUUUUGAUUCUUCAGACUAGGCUUGAGUGAUGGGGGAAGCCGCCGGCGACCGCGUCCUCAGCCGCCUCCACAGCGUCAGGGAGCGCAUCGGCGACUCCCUCUCCGCGCACCCCAACGAGCUCGUCGCCGUCUUCACCAGGUUGGUCAACCUUGGAAAUGGAAUGCUGCAGUCCCACCAGAUCAUCGCUGAGUACAACACCGCGAUCCCUGAGGCAGAGCGCGAGAAGCUCAAGGAUGGCGCCUUUGAGGAUGUGCUCAGGGCAGCGCAGGAGGCGAUCGUCAUCUCGCCGUGGGUCGCGCUUGCCAUCCGUCCAAGGCCUGGUGUCUGGGAGUAUGUGAGGGUCAAUGUGAGUGAGCUCGCUGUCGAGGAGUUGAGCGUCCCUGAGUACCUGCAGUUCAAGGAACAGCUUGUUGAAGGAAGCAACAAGGACUUUGUGCUUGAGCUUGACUUUGAGCCAUUCAAUGCCUCCUUCCCUCGCCCUUCCCUGUCCAAGUCCAUCGGCAACGGCGUGCAGUUCCUCAACAGGCACCUGUCAUCGAAGCUCUUCCAUGACAAGGAGAGCAUGUACCCCUUGCUCAACUUCCUCCGCGCACACAACUACAAGGGCAUGACUAUGAUGCUGAACGACAGAAUCCGCAGCCUCAGUGCUCUCCAGGGAGCUCUGAGGAAGGCCGAGGAGCAUUUGUCUGGUCUCCCAGCAGACACUCCAUACUCGGACUUCCACCACAGGUUCCAAGAACUUGGCCUGGAGAAGGGUUGGGGUGACUGCGCCAAGCGUGCGCAGGAGACCCUUCACCUGCUCCUCGACCUUCUCGAGGCUCCCGACCCGUCCACGCUCGAAAAGUUCCUUGGCACAAUCCCGAUGGUGUUCAAUGUUGUCAUCCUGUCGCCGCACGGCUACUUUGCCCAAGCCAAUGUCUUGGGGUACCCUGACACCGGAGGCCAGGUUGUCUACAUUCUGGAUCAAGUCCGUGCUAUGGAGAACGAGAUGCUGCUGAGGAUCAAGCAGCAAGGCCUCGACAUCACACCACGGAUCCUUAUUGUCACCAGGCUUCUCCCUGAUGCAACCGGCACGACCUGCGGUCAGCGUCUUGAGAAGGUCCUCGGUACAGAGCACACCCACAUCCUCCGUGUGCCAUUCAGAACUGAAAGUGGAAUUGUUCGCAAGUGGAUCUCUCGUUUUGAAGUCUGGCCGUACCUGGAGACUUUCACUGAAGAUGUGGCUCACGAGAUUUCCGGAGAGCUCCAGGCCAAUCCUGACCUGAUCAUCGGAAACUACAGCGACGGAAACCUUGUUGCGUGCCUGCUUGCACACAAGAUGGGAGUUACUCAUUGUACCAUUGCACACGCGCUUGAGAAAACCAAGUACCCCAACUCUGACCUCUACUGGAAGAAGUUUGAGGACCACUACCACUUCUCAUGCCAGUUCACUACCGAUCUGAUUGCGAUGAACCAUGCUGACUUCAUCAUCACAAGCACCUUCCAAGAGAUUGCUGGAAACAAGGACACCGUUGGUCAGUACGAGUCUCACAUGGCAUUCACAAUGCCUGGGAUGUACCGUGUUGUCCAUGGUAUCGAUGUUUUUGACCCCAAGUUUAACAUAGUCUCACCUGGUGCGGACAUGUCCAUCUACUUCCCAUACUCCGAGUCACAGAGGAGGCUCACCUCCCUCCACCCAGAGAUCGAGGAGCUGCUCUACAGCGAUGUUGACAACAAUGAACACAAGUAUGUGCUCAAGGACAGGAACAAGCCAAUCAUCUUCUCGAUGGCUCGUUUGGACCGUGUCAAGAACUUGACUGGUCUGGUUGAGCUGUAUGGCAAGAACCCUCGCCUGCAGGAACUUGUUAACCUUGUGGUUGUCUGUGGUGACCAUGGCAAUCCAUCAAAGGACAAGGAGGAGCAGGCUGAGUUCAAGAAGAUGUUUGACCUUAUUGAGCAGUACAACCUGAAUGGCCAUGUCCGCUGGAUCUCAGCCCAGAUGAACCGUGUCCGUAAUGCUGAGCUCUACCGUUACAUCUGUGACACCAAGGGUGCCUUUGUGCAGCCUGCUUUCUAUGAGGCUUUUGGGCUUACUGUCAUCGAGGCCAUGACCUGCGGUCUUCCUACCUUUGCAACUGCAUAUGGUGGUCCUGCUGAGAUCAUCGUGAAUGGUGUGUCCGGCUACCACAUUGAUCCCUACCAGGGUGACAAGGCCUCCACUCUGCUUGUUGAGUUCUUUGAGAAGUGCCAGGUUGACCCCAGCCACUGGACCAAGAUUUCACAGGGCGGGCUUCAGCGUAUUGAGGAGAAAUACACCUGGAAGCUUUACUCUGAGAGGCUCAUGACCCUCACUGGGGUGUAUGGGUUCUGGAAGUACGUCUCCAACCUUGAGAGGCGCGAGACCCGCCGCUACCUUGAGAUGCUGUACGCCCUCAAGUACCGCACCAUGGCCAGCACUGUUCCGCUAGCUGUUGAGGGAGAAUCAGCAAGCAAGUGAUCUCGCCACCUCCAUGCCGAAAGAAGGGUGGCUUGGAUUCCUGCAAAGAUUGAGAUUUGAUAAUGCUUUGAUUUUCUUCCUAGACGCUGCUCUUUUUUAAGAUUCAAGGUCGAGUCAGUGUGCUAGUUUGGUUUAGUAGCGGGAGUGAGUCGGGACAGAGGAAAAUGUGGUGUGUGUCAGUCGGUUGGUGCUUGUCGUAUUUCUUGGAUGUUACCGUUAAAUAAUAGGAACGGCCUUGGUGCCGUUUCUGAAAUAAUAAUAGUAGCAUCCAUCCUCGUUUCCAAGAAAA
Messenger RNA from Aegilops tauschii subsp. strangulata, 2959 nucleotides. RefSeq names its product sucrose synthase 1. Lineage: Eukaryota; Viridiplantae; Streptophyta; Magnoliopsida; Poales; Poaceae. Gene Ontology annotation, biological process: sucrose metabolic process. The record is from RefSeq and is a predicted model, not a curated record. Gene Ontology annotation, molecular function: sucrose synthase activity.